Molecule: messenger RNA, 8101 nt
Organism: Gallus gallus (chicken)
Lineage: Eukaryota; Metazoa; Chordata; Aves; Galliformes; Phasianidae
Gene: TMEM164
Product: transmembrane protein 164
Exons: 6
Coding region: 1080-1595 (171 amino acids)
Source: RefSeq, a predicted model, not a curated record
GUCUUGUGAAAGUCAAGGCAGUGUGUUUGGAGUAUGGCAUGGUUUCUUCACAAAUCAGUACACUCAGGAGAAGUGUGAGACUGCAGUUGCGAGGCAAACAAUCCUUUCUGGGCUCUCAAAUGCUAUCUGGUAGCCGUGAAGUCCAUCACUGAAGUGGAAGAUGGGCAUAAUCACAGCUCACAAACAUGCCAGACUAUGAAGUGUGCUGCUUGGUUUUCAGAUCUGCACAGUACAAGCCUUUCUGUAAUUUCAAAUUACUCUUCAACGUUUCCUAUUAUAGCUGAUUCCUAGAAAGGAAAUUCAUUGCAGUGUGUGGUAAAAAGGGCAGAUGGGAAAACAAUUAAAGCACUGAAAGCAGCAGUAGUUCCUGGUGACAAGUCUUAUUUCUUGCCUAUGGGUGUAUUUUCCUUCUGGAAGGAUGAUGGCGGCUCAGGAGGCACGGGGAUGAGGUGAUGUGUCAUGAGGCAAAUCCACAAUUCCUUUAUAUGUGGUCUGGGAUGCUCCUGAACUAAUACUUUGGCAUUCAUUUAAUAGGAGACAUGGCUGCUUGAAUGGUUUCAUCUGCCCUUUCAGUAACUAAUUAUUUCUAAUUGCUACAAUAUUUUAGAGGCUUUAAUUGAUGCUGUAAUUAAUAUCAUAAUUUCUUGAGCUGAAGAGAAGCUUUUUCUAUGAUAAGUUUGACACUGUAUAUAUAGUUUACUUUACUCCUUUACUUAUUUUUAGUGAAUCCCAGUAUAUAAUAAAGGAAUUGAGAAAAAUCAGUAUGAGGUAAGGCAAGGAUUCUAACUCACAAAUAAUAUAAACACUUUUAAUAAGUACAAACAAUAGCAAAUGUUUUCAGGCUGUGAGUUGCAAUUUGCUGUCUUUGGAGAGGUUACAGUUCAGCCCCUUGGACAAGAUUUGGCCAGCACAUGCUGUAUCUUGAGCUGAAAAUGCAUGCUUAUUUACUUCAGUCAACGUGGUUCAGGUCGUGACAUUAUCUCAUGGUACAGUGAGCAUUCCAGUUGAGGAGUUUGGUGUGUUGAAGGUCCAGACCGAGCUGCUAGACUUCAGAAAUACCUGCUGUGUUUGAGGAUAGAAUGCAUACUUUGAUUUUUCUUCUUGCUUGCCCUCCAUGUCGGGCUGCAAUGAUUCUCUUCAGGUUACAGAUGCAUAUGCUGAAUGGGGCUCUCUUGGCAUUGCUGUUUCCUGUCGUUAAUACACGCCUGCUUCCAUUUGAAAUGGAAAUUUAUUACAUCCAGCACGUGAUGCUCUAUGUUGUGCCCAUCUAUCUGCUGAGAAAAGGAGGGAUCUACACUCCAGAACCUCUCUCCAAUUUCUGGUGGGCUCUUUUAUCUACUGGGUUUAUGUUUGUGUAUCACUUUAGCAUCUUGCAGAUUCUGGGACUGGUUACAGAAGUGAAUUUGAACAACAUGUUAUGCCCAGCCAUUUCAGAUCCUUUUUAUGGGCGCUGGUAUCGAAUUUGGGCAUCUGGACAUCAGACUGUCAUGACUAUGACUCAUGGGAAGCUUGUAAUCUUACUGUUUUACUGUGCUGACCCCAUCUUUAAAUGUAGUAUGGACUUGUUUAGACUUCCAGCUAAGAAAAUAGACUGAAAUUUCUCCCCACGGAGCAGUACGUACAGGAAGCAGAAACACCUAUAUUGAUACUGGAAAACAAAGAGGAGGGAUGAGAAGACAAUGUGUUUAUUUUUUUUCUCCCUACAGUUUAUGGCCUCAGAAACACCUCUGUUAUCAAUUGAGGGUUUUUCUUUCAACUGCUGUUUUUCACUGCCUACUGCCAAUGGCAACAUUAGUGGCCUUAUUCUGGAAGAGGUUCCUGUUCUGUACAUUUUGUGUAGAUUACAGUAGAAUCUUGCUAAUCUACCCUUUAAAAUUAGGUGAGGAUCUACCUACAUUCCAGCAAAAAGAGUGGCGGCGCUACCUCAUUUUGACUGAUUUUCCACGAAGUACAAGUUUUCCAUUAACGCAAUUAUAUCACAGGAUAGGAAAUAAAGCUGAAUUCCAACUCUCUACUGAUGUGAACAGAACACGUCUUGAAAUGCAUCAUCAUGGCUUAACUCUUAGUACUUAAAUGUUGCAAAAUGGUCACGGUGGAACAAUGUACACUUAAUCUCCUGGUCGUAAGUGCAAAGCAGUGAAGUUUUACUGUGUUUUUCUUUAAGCUGGUUGAAAACAUCGGGGAACAAUAACUCUUUCAAAUACUUUGUUGUGUUUUUGGUUUUUUUAACUGAAUACUUUGGUUUCUAGCCUGCUAAGUAUAAAUGUCUGUCUGGUGAUCCCAUCGGAUCUCAAUGCUUUGGAGAUGAUUUUGAGUGAGUAGAAAAAAAACACCACAUAGAAAUUAUAUAUAUAUAUAUAUAAAAGCCCAUGCUAUGUGUAAAUUAUGGUAGGUAUUUAAUCAACAAUACUGACCUGCCUUUAAACAAAAUACUUUUGUCACUUAGCUUAGACUGGAGACUGAGUAGAGAUGCAACGUACAAUGUAAACGGUUCUCUUUUUUCACUUAGUAGCAUUUUAAACAUUCCUCCUCUCUAUUCUACCCGGAUCCUUAGUAGAGCAGUUGGUGAGGAAACAAUUUUCUGCCUCCAUAGCUCUAGUGCAUUCUUCAUACUGAUUUUUGAAACAGUACAAAAGUAUAAAAAGGAAUGUGAUAUCAGCACAGGCCUCCACUGAAAAAGCAACGUUCCAGUUUACUAGUAUGGCUAGAUCUUCUUGUCAACAUGAGUUUUGGAGUAGAAAAGGAUGUAAGUAGAGAGAAUUAUAAAUAGUAAACUGGCUAAGGGGGGAAAGCUUGAACAUCUUUACUGUGUUCUUCCAGAUAGUUAACUGUAGAUCUAUUGUUGUGCAGACUGUUGUAUUUCAGGGCUGCAGGAAUUGUGUUGUACGAAAUGUUAGUUGCCACUUGUAUUGCAUUGUCAUAGCUGUGACUUGUAAGAUAAAACCAAAACCGUCAUACCUCCUCUGGAUGGAUCACCUGAAGAUAUAUUCUGAUGUUAAGGUACAGUUGUUUUAUACCUCAAGAAGAGAAGUAAGAAUGAUAAGCGGUUGACUUUUUUUUUUUUCUACAAGACAAGAAUAUAAUUGGGGAGGGAACAAAUGACUUCUCCAAAUGUUCUCACUUUGCAUGUUUUGGUUGGUUGGUUUGUUUGUUUUAAGUAGAUCUCUCAUUAGAAGUCCUUUCUAUUACAUUCAAAUUUACAGACUAGCUUCUGGCUUUCUUCCAUGUCUAUAAAGUAAACAUCCUGUACUAUUUACUAUAAAUUGAGAUGUAAGAUUGACCUAAACUAUGAAGCAUGUAUAGCUAGUCCCAGCUGCACAGGCUGAACUACUACAUUGUUCAGUUUGAGAAAGGUAAGCACUAGAUAGUAAGAAUAAAAUCUCAUAGAGUUGACUGUGAAUUGCUGAUCCUGCAAAUGUCUAAGUACAUAAUUCAUUUUAUUGAGCCAUCUCACUACUACUUCAGUAAAACAGGGCAUGUGUUGUGUAUUUGUGGAGGGGUGAGCUAAAGAAAACAUUGAAGGCCCGAACCCAUCUGUGGAAGACUACUUAAUUAGCUGCUGAUGUGAUGCUUAAUUCAAGCCAGUAUUUCAUUUGCAGUUGAUGAAAUACAUGAUGUUGCUGAGAGAUGCUAAGGUGAGCAGGAAUAUUCAUGCCUAUUCAUAUCCUAUGAACAGCUACCUGUACAGUGGUUCUUCCCUUCCCGCAGUUAUUGUCAAGUCUAUCUUGAUUUGUUUUUAUUUACUUAAGGCUUGGCAAAAUGCCUUGUGUUGCUUCUAAACCAGACUAGAUCCAACAUUAUUACAGUAGGAUGAUCUUGCCAAAUUUUGCAAACAUUAGAUUAUUAUUUGCCUAAUUUUACUAUUUUUUUGAUUAAUCCUUCCUGUUUAAAAAAAAAAAAAACACCAAAACCAGCAUUUCCCAUGUGUAAUCAUACGCUUUGGAGCAUUAGAGACAAGUCUGAAACAGCUCGUAUUUAUCACCAUUGACUGCCUCUGGUCAGUUAAGACUAAGGAAGCAAAAAGUGUUUAAGUAAGCUCGGUGCAGUCUCUUCUUAAAAUUGAAAAAGUUUCAAGUCCUUCUGACUUGGAAAUAAGAGUUUCUCUCAAUUUUUUUUCAUACCUCCCCAGUAUGGGUUUUGGUGCAUGUUGAACUUCUGGCUUAAGAUGCUAAAAUGUUUAAUUGAAUGUAAUAUUUCAGCAAAGAGAAGUGAUUUGGCUAUUACGCUCAGUAAGGAUUUUAUGGGCAUCUGGAUUUCAUGAAUGUCAGGAGAGUGGAGCCACUGGGAUCUAGAGGGAAGAAGGGCAGCUGAGUCUUAAACUCUUCUUGAUGGUAAGCUGUGCUGGCUUCUUUUACUUGCUGUACACCAUCAAUGAAGCUGGCUGAGCUUUUAUCCACAGAAUCACAGAAUGUCAGGGAUUGGAGGGGACCCCAGAAGUCUAUCUAGUCAUAGAAUCAUAGAAUCACAAUGUUGGAAAGAACCUACAAGAUCAUCUCCUCCAACUGUCCUCCCAUUACCCUUGCUACCACAAGCCACUAAACCAUAUCUUGUAGCUCCUCAUCCAGACGCCUCUUGAGCACUACCGGGGUGGUGACUCCACCACCUCCCUGGGCAGAGCAUUCCAGUGCCUGAACGCUCCCUGAGAGAAAAAGUUUUUCCUUAUGUCUAAUCGAAAUCUCCUCUGGUACGACUUGUGGCCAUUUCUUUGGGUCCUGUUUGCUGCCUGGGAGAAGAGGCCAAACCGCUCCUCAUCACAGCCUCCCUUCAGGAAGUUGUAGAGUGCAAUGAGGUCUCCUCUGAGUCUCCUCUUCUCCAGACUGAGCAAUCCCAGCUCCCUCAGCUGCUUCUCAUAAGACUUGUGCUCCAGACCUCUCAUCAGUUUCACUGCCCUUCUCUGGACAUGUUACAGGGCCUCAAUGUCUUUCUUGUAGUGAGGGGCCCAAAACUGAACACAAUAUUCUGGCACCCUCACCAAUGCUGAGUAGAGGGGGAUGAUCAGCUCCCUGCUCCUGCUGGCCACACUAUUUCUAACACAGGCCAGGAUGGCAUUGGCCUCUUGGCCACCUGGGCACACUGUCGGCUCAUGUUCAGCCGAGCAUCAUCCAACACCCCCAGGUCCCUUUCCUCUUCACAGUCAUCCAGCCACUCAGCCCCAAGCCUACAGCGCUGCAUGGGGUUAUUGUGGCCAAAGUGCAGGACCCAGCAUGUGGCCUUGUUGGACCUCAUCCCAUUCACCUCAGCCCAGUGACCCAGCUUAUCUAGAUCCCUCUGAAGGGCAUCCCUUCCUUCAGUCCAAUCCCCCUGCUGGAGCAGGAACACCUAGAUUAGGUCACAAUUCCCCCCAGCGCGUUCUGAAACCCAUUUUUAAACAGUCUUUCAGUUUGGUUUAUAGUAUAGCUGUAUGGAAUGUUGUCAGUGCACCGGAGACAUAAGCUUCACAUAUGGGGAAGAAUAGGGCAGAAGGGAAGUAGAAAGGGAAUGAACUUCGGAAACAUCAAUGGAAAUUCACAUACUUUAUUCUUCAGUUGUUUUGAAUAGCUGUUUGGAAGAUGCAGAUGGCAGAGCUUAUUCAAUGUGUAGGAAAUUGGUUUGAGAAGUAAAAUAGAAUACUUAGCCUUCAUAAGGGAAUAUCUGUUCCCUGGCAGACUUUCCAUGAAUGGUUUAUUAUAUGAACAGUUACGCUGUAUAGAUGAUUUUCUGGUAAUUUUUUCUUACUUAGGCUGGAAAUUAAAGAGUAAAACUAUGUUGCUAUUCGUAAAUGCUGAUGGGCAUUCUUUCCUGUGGCCCUAUGGACAGAAUUGAUGUCAAAGUAGCUUUAAGCUGUUGACCAGAGCCUGGUGAUGUUUUAUGUUGGAGCAGUGCGAUGUAUGAUUGAAAGGGUAAGUCCUGGCCCUCCAGCAUCAGUAAACCUUUUUUUCUCAGUACUAACGGUUAUGAAGAUGCUAGGAGUAGAUACAGUGCAGAGCAGGAGGCUGAUGGUAUCGCCAUGCAGACUAUUUCCUUUUAGCAGUAGCUUGUAUUUUAGAGGUGUUCAAGCAAGUUAUAGAAACUCCCCCUGAAGUGGAUUGGUUUGCUGUCCCCUAGCAAGUCAUGCACAACACCAGGAAAAGUUGUGCUUAAGUCUGGACUUUGGAGAAAUUACGGAUGCAGGCAGAUGUUUGAACAGAUCUGUGUACUGUAUAUUAUACUCUUUAGUACCACAGACACUUCAAACAGAAGAAGUGAGGAGCAAUGAAACUGAUUACUCUUUCUGUCAGUGAAUGACCGUCUGAAUUACUUCCAGGCAUACACAGAAAUGGAGCUCUGGUAACUACAGUGAAGUUGUUUGCAUUGAUUCGUUUAUGCAGACCUUGUGUAAGUAGCCUUCCAAGGCACAGAAAUGAGCUGCUAAAACUUCUGCACCCACCAUAAGAUCUGGUGAUAGCCUGUGAAUGUUGAGAUAGUUGUGCCAAGGCUCUAGCUGUCCAGUACAAAUGCAGUGAUAACUUUUUAAAGGAUUCAGGCACUGUAGGCACUGUAUGAACUGUAUCUGUUUAACUUCCCUCUGUUUAAGCACCAGAGACUUACGUUUUGUUUCUUCUGAAGGGUGAAAUUAACAGCACUUGAUCAUAAUUAUAUAAAUCAAUCAAAGCUCCGAAUGCACACCUGUACUUUGGUUUCGGUUCAGCAUCUUAGGGCUCGACAAAUGUUGCUUAUAAGCAAAGCUCACUUGUGCUGUAGCAGAUGCUGCCUUGCUGAGGCUGGGAGACAUGAAAAGUCAUUCAUUUGCAUACCUUAAAACUAUGGAGUACCUCAUUUACAGAUUUAUCCCUCCAUCUCUGGCCACAGUCAGGGUUUUGAUAUUUUAGUAUAUUUUGUAACAUUUUGUAAAGCCUAAUUGUAUUUUCCUUUCAGAAAUGGCUACGUGCAACUGUUCAAGUACUGUAUUUUACUUCUAUAUUCCAAUUCUUGCGUCUAAACCACAGGCAUUUGCUUCCUGUGCAUCCAUACCUAAUGACAACCAUAGACUUUGAUGUUGUUCUUGCUGUUUGCAAGUCAGAGGACCACAGGAUCAUUUAGGCUGGAAAAGACCUUUUAAGAUGGAGUCCAACCAUUAACCUCACCUACUGUGUCCCUCAGUGCCACCUCUACACGUCUCUGAAAUACCUCCGGGGAUGGGGACUGCACCACUUCCCUGGGCAGCCCAGCACAACGCCUGACCACUCUUUUUGUGCAGAAAUUCUUCCUGAUGUUCAACGUAAACCUCUCCUGGUGCAACUUGAGGCCAUUUUGUCACAUCCUAGCACUUGUCACCUUAAAUUGUUUGACUUGAGGUGGAUACUUAGGAAUUAAAUUAUUUCUAAUAGUUAACACGGCUCAGAAAAAGCUAAAAGGAGGGCAUAUAUCAUAUGUUAGAAGGUGGAAUGUUCCUAUGGGCAGAUGGAUCAGUGCUGAUGUUUUCAUUUUUAGUGACAAGAUACAUAACAGAUCUGUUGAUUCUUGUGAUCUUGUACUCAAUAUGAUAUUGCUGUAUACUUGUCUUGCAGCUUUAUUGUAACUUAGUUAAAACCAAGCUGUUUUUUUAAAUGCUGUUUUUCUUCAGGGUCAAUUUUGUACUUUUUUUAAAUUAUUUCUGCAUUUACGGAGUCAUUAUCUCGAUGCUGCAGAGGAUGCAGCAGGCAGAGCAGGGCGCAUACCCACACUGCUCUCAGCAACCAACCUGUGCCGGGGAAGUGGAACUGCUCGGGGACUGGGCUGAAGCACAUUCGUGGUCCUUGGAAGCUGGCGGUUCCCAUUAGCUAACGCUCUUGUUCAAGGGCAGUGCUACCCAGGCACAGAAUGGAAUGGCAAUGUCAGGGCUGGUUGUGGAGCGGCUCGGCUGCCACGUAUGCUGUUAGUUCUGAAUAAUUUGUAGGAACGUUCUGAAUUUUGUAAACUUUUUAAUGUGCUAAAACUUGGUUAUGAGGUAACAUUUACAAAUAAGGGAUAACUUGUGUACUUGUUUUUGUAUUUUGGUCUCUUUUUUUUUUUUUGGUUGGUGUGCCCUCUGUCCAGCUCACUGGGCAAACAGUUCUUAAACCUUUGAAUUAAAACAAAUAAAUGCAAUUUAAUGGUACUGUCA